AUCACAGUGACAGCGCCUUGUGUGAAACAUAGUAACAACGAUCGGUGUUUCUACGUUAUAUAUACGUGACCCAGCCUCUCACCUGGCGUAAGACGAUAUGGACACCUGUAUCCCAGGACUUUCUUACCGGUUAAACAUGAAUUGGCAGUCGAGAGUGCAGACCUGUGAGAUUGGUAUGCUGAGUUUUCCGCCUCCUCCACACCUUCCGCCACCGUCAUCAACCCUACAUCUACCACUGGAACAAGUGUGUAGCCAGCCUCGUCAUACAACACCAAUGCACCCAAGACCACAGUUAGUCCAGCAGAUAAACGACUCCACUUCCACUAGUCGGCAACGUAUGAACCAGCAAACUUCAAUAGUUUCUCCGCCAGCUUCGUCAUCCCGCCAGCUACCAGUAACCGUUCCCUACCCAUUGCCGUAUUAUUUUUCGCAAGCUGAAAUCGACAUGGUUUUAUAUGACUGCGCGCGAAAUCCAUUCAAUGACCAAUCUCCAAGGCACGCCUUGUCGGGCCUCGGACUCAAAGAUAAUGAACGUUCCUCAUUCCGCGCACCGAACAAACAGCCAGCUGCAAAUGGAGUAUAUUCUAAGACGAGCCCAUUUAACGGAGUGACAUCCUCUUUGGGUCUGGACACCACGCCAUUUGACAUUCCAGAAGGGAUAGCAAUUUAUCAAACAACGUUUGCUGGUUGUAUGCACUACGGUGUUUUCUGCAAUAAAGACGUCAUCCCGAAAGGUACUCGGUUCGGUCCGUUCGUCGGCAGAACCGUUCACACUAGCGAAAUUAAAACCAACGAUGAUAACACUCACAUGUGGGAGAUUUUCAAAGAUGGGAAACUGAGUCAUUUUAUCGAUGGUCGAGGAAGCUCUGGUAAUUGGAUGAGUUACGUUAACUGUGCUCGGUACGCUCAGGAACAGAAUCUUCUUGCAAUCCAGUCUGAUGGUGAAAUCAUGUAUGAGACAUGCAAAGACAUACCAAGGGGUCAAGAGUUGUUGGUUUGGUACGGAGAUUGUUACCUCCAGUUCAUGGGGAUACCAGUGGCUUUAAAAGAGAUGGCGGAUGGGAAUACAGUUGAUGACAGCACAGCUGAGAAUAAAGAAGGCUACGCCUGCGAACGCUGUGGUAAAGUGUUUGCGUACAGAUACUAUCGUGACAAGCAUUUAAAGUACACGCGAUGUGUGGACCAAGGCGAUCGUAAAUUCCCAUGCCAUCUUUGUACUCGUUCGUUUGAGAAGAGGGAUCGACUCAGGAUACAUAUACUGCAUGUACAUGAGAAACACCGCCCUCACAAGUGCACAGUUUGUGGCAAAUGCUUUUCACAGUCGUCAAGUUUGAAUAAACACAUGCGAGUUCACAGUGGAGAGAGACCGUACAAAUGCGUCUAUUGUAGCAAGGCCUUCACUGCAUCCAGCAUUCUAAGAACUCACAUCAGACAACAUAGUGGCGAGAAGCCGUUCAAGUGUAAACAUUGUGGGAAGGCAUUUGCAUCGCACGCUGCGCAUGACAGCCAUGUAAGAAGGACGCACACUAAAGAGAAGCCAUGCGUGUGUACGGUCUGUGGCAAAGCGUUUACACAGUCGUAUGAACUGAAGUUUCACAUGAAUAUGCACACGGGGGACAAACCAUAUCAAUGUAAAAAGUGUGGUCGCGGAUUUUCUAGCCCGUCUUCACGUGAUCGCCACUGUAUACAUUUUGAUUGCUCGGCGUCCCAGGUGAUAAAGUGUGUACGAAGAGACAGCAACGCUGGCAGCUUGGAGUCGACUACAUCGUCACCAAGAAGUGAUAUCAGCGGAAUCAGUGAUUAUCUCAGUAGCACGCCACGCGGUGGAUAUGAUCCUGUCAGCGAUGACGAAAUAGACGUAGAAAGCAUCGAUUUCACAGGGUCUUAUGCAUGUAUUCGUAAUUCAAUUUCAACUAUGUAA
Molecule: messenger RNA, 1921 nt
Organism: Saccoglossus kowalevskii
Lineage: Eukaryota; Metazoa; Hemichordata; Enteropneusta; Harrimaniidae
Biological process (GO): regulation of gene expression
Cellular component (GO): nucleus
Molecular function (GO): protein binding
Source: RefSeq, a predicted model, not a curated record